GGUCAAUAAAACUGGCUGGGCGGCAACUCGUCGACACUGUCUAUCCCAACGGGGUUGGAAGGAUCGCCGCCAUUUGGUUUUUGACCAUGUCCAGUCCCGACACGGAGAAGGUGCAUCGACGCCCCGAGACGCGCAGCGCGCGCCACCGGCGGUACCUUCAAUACCUCGCCGUGUGCGCGCUCUUUCUGUUGGUGCACCACUUUGCCGUGCAGCAGCCCGACACGGCCCGCCUCCGGCGCGACCUCCCGCACCUUGCCCACACGCUUGACAAUGAAGUCCUCAGCGACAUCAUCCACCUCAACAACCUCAACGAAGCCUGCUUCCACGCUGGCGACGUGGUGAUUCCGUGGACGUACAACAGCACCGAAGUCGACCUCGACUUUGUCUGGUCCCGCGACGACACGCCGCGCAGUCAGCUCAUUCAGUUUCUCGCGCAGUGCCCGGAAGUCGACGUCUUCUUGCCGCCAGGUUUGCGCAACCACGGCUACUGCGAAGACGGCAUGGCGUACGUCAAGUUUCUCAAAACCCGCGCGCUGCCGAUUUGGGUCUUUGACUUGCGAUUCGACUACCAAGAUCGCAAAAGCAUUAGCUACUUUGACCUGUGCCCGCACACGGCCAUGAUCUUUAUGAACCACUACCUCGAAGGCAUUCCAGACCGCCCCAAUUUUCCCAAGGAAAAAAAGAUCAUUUUGAUGCCCAAUGUCGAAAUGUUUGAGCUCAAAACCAAGGAAUACCAGCGCUUUGACGCUGUCUUGUGCAAGACGCGCGAUGCCUACGACCGGCUCACGCAAUGGUUUGCCGAGGUUGGGAAUCCCCGAAACACGACCGUCUUUGACGUGCAGCACACGUCGUCAGAUCCGUCGACCGUCGCGCGCACACACCAUUCCAAGCACCCGGCUCUGCCGCGCAUCAAGCCCCGGAGCUUUGAGAAAAUGACAUUCUUCCACGCCAGCGGCCACAGCGCCCAGAAGAACACAAAGGGCAUCUUCCAGUGCUGGCAGAGCCGACCGGACCUACCGCCCAUUGACAUUUACUCCAUGUACAGUGGCGUCAAGGAAGAUUACGACGCGAUGUUUGGGACCGAUGGCGCGCCAACCAACAUUCGCUUUCACUUUGGUGAGGACAUUGAUGUGGCGCAUUUCGGCCGCUUGCUGCUCGAGACGAGCGCGAUCUUGUGCCCGAGCAAAAUGGAAGGCUUUGGCCACUACAUCAACCAAGCAAGAGCGUCCGGUGCACUCGUCUUGACAACAAACGGCGCGCCCAUGAACGAGUUUGUCGACGAAACCUCUGGCGUCCUCAUUGAGGCGUCCCGUCUCGACCCUAACCCGAACCAGCUCUUGAGCAUCUACGGCGGCAUGGAGUGGGACGUGACCUCGGACGCGAUCUGCGACGCGGUCGACCAGGUCAUGGCGCUGACUCCGGCCGAGCGGCGAGAACGCGGCGAGAAUGGCCGGCGGCGGUACGAAGAUCAGUUGCGCGAUUUUAAGCGCGCCAUGCGCCACGUCCGCGCCGAGUUUGACAAUCGGCCAUGACGGUUCCAAUAGAAUUCAUUGUCGUUGUCGUCUAGUUGUCUCGU
Molecule: messenger RNA, 1576 nt
Organism: Saprolegnia diclina VS20
Lineage: Eukaryota; Oomycota; Saprolegniomycetes; Saprolegniales; Saprolegniaceae
Exons: 6
Coding region: 87-1532 (481 amino acids)
Source: RefSeq, a predicted model, not a curated record